AUGUUUGGUGGCUUCGGUGCUGCGAGCAACUACGCCAGCUACAUCGAUCCCUUCAAGGAACGACCCCAACCCGACCCGCCGACCCAUGUUGGUCUGCCCAACUACGCCAGACAAGAAGCCUUGAGAAUCAAAGACUGGCACCAUGAGUCUGACCGUCCUGAUUUGCGCCGCGACUUUGUCCAGUCGCGCAGGGUCUCGGAUAUCACAGCAAAAUUCUACGCCGACCUGAAUGUUCGUUUCGCAACACCGUGCCCUGUCGACCAGCUGGUUCCAACAGACCACCAAGGCCGUCCGUACAUGCCCUCCAACGACGAAGAGUUGAAUCCCACUAUGGCCGAGAAUACCAACUACAACCAGGGCAACUUUGUCACACGACUUGUCGAGUUGAAGACUGAGAACGACAUUGCCUACCGCACCGUCACUCGUACGAACCUUCCCGAAGGAUUAAACAAGAUUCGCCUAAGCGACUUCCGCACAUUCUUCACUGCUCUGCACAGCAUGAGCGAGCAUUGGGAAACAGACCUCGAUGAUUAUUUCGUCCUGGACGAUGACGGCAAGAGCGUUCGCGAAGAAGACCACCCACAGUUCGCCGAUCCAGACAUGAUGAUUGACGUACGGAAUCUGGAAGAGCAUGAGCCUAUUGAUUUACCUCCUGCUACACCACUAACCUUCAGCGAACUUACUGCAAGAGAUCAGGAAUCUCCGCCGCUUUCGAAGAUGAUCACCAAUGGCUCUGAUGCCUCUUCAGAUGAUUUCUUGCGAGAGCUGUACCGCGGUAGACGCACAUCUACAGGCAGUAAGAUGCCCUGGGUCUAUCGUAUGGACGUCAUCAAGGGCUUCAUGGAAGCAGCCGCCUUUCCCUUCCGCUGCAAAAUCGGUUCGCCGCGCGUGCAUCCCACGUUAUUACUGAGCGGCGUACGCUUGCCCGUCAACUAUCAGUCGUUCCUGGUACAUCGCGUUCCGAAAGAGAAGGAAAAGAGGCACUUGUUGCAAGGACCGCUCAUGGCUGCAUACGUUCGCAAAGAGCUGGAAGACUUCGACUUUGGGUCUGACGACGAGAAGCGGGAUAAGCUACGCCUGGAUCAGCUGAAAGAGAUUGGCAGUCUUUUGCACCUCGCGCAAGAGAGACGGCGACAAGGUCGUACAGAAAAGAUAUGGGCAAAGCCGGCUCCUAAAAGCGGAAAAUACUGGUUCAGCGAGAUGGCUUCGGAUGCCGCAGAACCAGAAACACCCGACAUGGACGAUGCUAGCGACCUCAUUGCUGCAGCUUUGGGCAAGGAGGCUGCUGCUCACUUUGCUGGCAAAAGGAAAAAGAAGAGGCCGCAGUACGAGAUAUGGAAAGCCAUGGAGCCAAUGCGAUCCUUCUGGGACCCUGCUACCGAAUACCAGGCCAUUGGCAAGGACGAGGAUAGCGAGUGGGACACGGUUUACGUGCUAUCAAGCAUGUACUAUCACGUCUCGAUCCUCAAGUUGCGAGUACACGGUGCUUACCUCGACUUUGUCGCCACCGGCAACUUCCCAGACACGAUACCGGAUGACAAGGACUGGUGCCAUCCGGUGCUGCAACGAUCGAAAUGGUUCGACUUGUUCAACGUCAGUGACAGGAUAGAGGCAUUCCGCUGUCUCUGGGGCAUCAUGUGUUAUCUGACCAGAUGA
Messenger RNA from Aureobasidium namibiae CBS 147.97, 1656 nucleotides. RefSeq lists its product as uncharacterized. The coding region runs from base 1 to 1656 and encodes 551 amino acids. NCBI's taxonomy places the organism in Eukaryota, Fungi, Ascomycota, Dothideomycetes, Dothideales, Saccotheciaceae. The record is from RefSeq and is a predicted model, not a curated record. The transcript has 3 exons.